UCUUGUUUUGUAAAAUGAACUGAGGGAGCAGCUGCGGGUCUGACAGUAAACGGUGAGUGGCCAGCAUCCCACCCGUGCCCUGCCCUGCCAUGGAUGCCUUUGCACGAAUCCGGGGGGUCCCACUCAAGGCCCGGGGCUCCAUCAGGAAAGAGUCUCUGAGUGAGAGCCCUGCUCUAUGUCUGAGGACCCUGGCGAGGAGCAGGAGGGAGCUGUGUAAUGUGGUGUUGGAGGUCCAGGCCAGAGACCCAGCAUGUCAGGCUGAGAUUCAGUUUGUAUGUUUACCCAGUCAGUCUGAAGGAGACGAUUUCACACUACAGGCCCUGCCAUCUGUUCCUGUUGACCUGUUGGAGUUGCUGAGGUCACUACAUGUCCAUAGUCUCAAGGACGAAGAGGUGCUGCUGCUCAAAGACUCCAAGAGAUUCCUAGAAAAGAAAGACAGUAUUCCCCAGGCUACCUGGUCGAAAGCCAUCUGUAUACUGCGACACUCCCACGUUAGCCCGAGCGACACCACUGCCAUGCUGGAUCUGCUGAGCCGCUACAUGGCCGGGUUCAGAUACGCCCUGGAGCUGCAGUCUCUGCAGAAAUCUGUGCCAGACGCCUGCCAGGCUGAGGACGAUGACACCAACCAGUCCGUCUCCUCCAUCGAGGAUGACUUUGUCACUGCUUUGGAGCACCUGGAAGAAGAGGAGGUGGCUGAUAACCCGUUCACUGGUCCCUUCAACCAGCGGAACCAGCGUGAUGUGGCCUCCCAGACUGUUCGCUCCCACCGCAGAAAGAAGUCAGGCUCUCGGAUCAUCAUCAGUUCAGUUGCCAAGGGGUCCUCAACUAAGCAGGCUUCCGGUCCUGAGGUGUCAGUAUCAGUCCAAAGCUCGGCACCAGCAUGGUCCUCACGACAAGGGAGCCAGUGGAGCUUCUUCACCCCGAACAGUCCUCCGAAAGGCCGUGUUACCUCUGCCACCCUGACUGAAUCGGAGGAGUCUGACUGCUCAAGCCCCAGUCCCAUCAUCUUCCUGGAUGAAGUAGGCUAUCAGAAGAGUCUUAAAGCAAAACUGGACAUUCCAAAAAUUCCUGUUCUUAAAGAUGGCGUGGAAGAUUCUGAUUCAGAAGUGAGUGAGUUCUUUGACAGCUUUGAUCAAUUUGAUGACCUUGACCAAGCCCUGGAGAGCACAAAUGAACCACCAAAGGAGCUGGCCUCCACCGGUCAGACACAAAAAAAGAAGUUCUCAGAGGACUGCGACUCAAAAUUUGUGUCUCGCGACUCUUCUGCUAGAGCCAUGAACCCCCACAGGUUUGACCACCCGGUCCUUCCUGCCAAUAUCAAGAAACCCACUCCACUCAAACCAGGAUCACCGUAUAGUGUCCUCCCCGAUGUUCCUGAUUCUCCACGGCUGGUAAGGACGUCCUGCGAGGAAAGCGGGGCGCUCUUCAGUCCAGUUCGAUCAUCGGCUUUUAGUCCUUUGGGAGACGGUCCCAACCUUGAGUAUUUUUGGAGGCCCGAUGGCGACGGCUCAGAACUGCGCAAACCUCAGGACCUCUGUGCCCUCUACAAAACGUACUCUGAUUUUGCAAACAACAUGUCAAAAGAGAUCCUCAGUUCAGUCUGUGGGUAUUCGUCUCCCACUGACAUGAACGUCAAUAAGAACCUGAGUUGCGUUUGUCAUAAAGAAUUUACAAACAGUAGCGGGCACCUGAUGAAACUGUCUGACAUUCAGGAGACAGUUACUAUAUCCAAGUCUCAAAAAUCCCAAACACUAAAAGAAGGAAUACAGAGGUUUGCCACAGACUUAGUGGAAAUGAGCCUUGGGAGUGCCUUCAGAGAUCUCCAGAAAGGUGUGGCCUCUUGUACCACUACACUUUGCCAUCUAGCUGCCAGGCUAACCUCAUCAGUGUUUCAAAUGGCGUUCCAUGAGAUAGGCAUGAGGCAUGCGUAUGUAUUAAAAGAACGUGCUAUAAAUGGCUUGGCAAGCUUCCUUGUUGGGGAGGCAGUGUCUGGAGCACUGAAAGAAUUCCACUUUGUGAAAAAACAGAUUUUCAACAACACAGUCACCAGGUUUGCUGCAGAUCUUGCGGAGGAGCUGGUGUUCGAAGGCAUCAUGGAAGUUUGCCAGUUCUCACACCCUUCUACACCCAUGACCCCGAGUGACUGGUCCUUUGAACAAGAGGAGGAGGUAGUUUGUUCUUAUGCCUCUGAUCUCUCGGAAUCUGUACUCCAAGAGGCUUUCAUUGAGCUGUCUCAGGCAGAUGUGACCUUCACAACACAGGCAGCUAUCAGUGUGUCUCUGGACAAUAUCCACUACGUCAGUGCUGAGGACACCACUCAGACCACAAGGACUUGCAACACUGCCACAAGUUAUCUUGGGUUACCAUGCACUGCUGAGCCGGUCCAUUCUGAGGCAGAAAACAGCUGCACUGUGGAAAAGGCUUUGUUCUGCAUGUCGGGGAUUGCCAGCUGCAUUCCGGUACCUGUGGCAGGGAAAGGUAUCUCUCAGUUCCAGAACUCAGUAGAUACUUGUCACUACAAAUCCAGUAUUUGUCAUACAUCACAAACUAGUCCUAAGAAAAGUAGCUCUUCUGAACAAAGUCAAGUGAUGACAUCGGCUUCAGACACAUCUGCAACAGUGCAAGCAAAUAUUAUGCCACCUGUUGCUCGUAGCAGAGGCGUCCAUGGUGAGAAGUAUAUUCUUGGAGCUGCGGCAGACUUCAUGCCUGAUGAGAAUGUUUCAGAUGCCCCAUCUUCUGAAAAGACUCAGAACUUCUCUGGAAGCAUAGUGGACACACUCGUGAAUGAAUCUUACAAGGUCAUGACUGGCUCCAACAUGAAAAAUACAGUGGAGGGCUGUGCUGGCUAUGAGAAGAAGAAAAUAGGAAAUAGCAUCUCCUCAUCAGGUCGAGAAUGCACGUCAAAGCGCACAUCUGUGGAAGGGAAUUCAGUAAGGUCAACACCGACUGGUCCUGAACCUCCAUCUGAGAAAAAGCCAGAAACGCAUUUUGAAUUACAGGACCCAGCGUGGCAACGGUUAGUAUCUGAGGAUAAGUGUACCAAGCAAAAAGACUCUGCCUAUCUGAGAAAGCGAACUGAACAGACUUCCCUCUCAUUCACAAAGCCCCCUUGUAAUUCGGGGUCAAAGAGCCCAGGUGCUGACAAGUUUGAAUCAGACUGCAGGAAUGUGUGCCUGGUGAGGGAACGGACCCCUGUGGUGCAUCUCCCGCCGAUGAAGGAUACUUUAGAGGUGCCGAGUUUUGAAGCAGUCAGCCGUGACUGCAGAAAGAUAGUUCCGGAAGAGAUGCUGAGCAGCACUGGGAGGAAAUGUAGUGGAACCCCUGGCACUCCACCACCCACCCCUCAGCAGCCCCUCCCAGUGUCCCAGGAGAAACAAUUCAAACAAUUCUCCAAGAAGCUCAAAGGCAAGCUCGCUAAGGAGUUCUCUCCUGCCACGCCUCCGUCCACCCCACACUACCAGUCUGCCGGCGGCCUCGCUGAAACUCAUGCUGACUCUGACAAGGCAGACUUCAUGCUGAAGCUCAUGAGGUCUCUCUCUGAUGAAGCAGGUAGCAACGAGGACGAUCAAGAUAGUCAAGAAGAUGGCUCCGGAUCUGGAAUGGCAGCCAGAGACUGCCACACGGAACUAAACCUGCCAUUAGAAACUGAACAAAAAAUGAUAGAGAAGGGAGCUCUCUGUUAUGCUGGCCGCUUAGCAAGCCACAUUGUGUCCAUGGCAACUGAGAUGGACACACUAGGUUUGGAAGAUGGACUGAAGGUAGAGGAUAGGGAAAGCAAAGGUGGCCCUCCUAUGCGCAGUGCACAGUUUUCAGAACAGACGUUAAACUCAUUGUGGACAUAUGCUGGGGAAAUAGCCGGAGAGGUCAUCAGUGAUGUAAAGAAAAUGAUUGGUUCAAGUCAGUGCAAACACAAAGCCGAGAAGAGAGGAGAGGAUGUGGACGCUGUCUGUCAUCAGCACAGUGACUGUAGGUGGACCAGCAUGGCCGACCAGUGGUCCAGCAAUCUCCUGGCUUCAGUCCUUAGCAUCCAGAGCUCUGGGUCAAGUGGUCUCUCCUCUGAAUACCCCAGCUGUGAGAGUGUGACAGAUGAAUAUGCUGGAUACCUAAUCAGGGUUCUGAAGAGAGAAGGGGGACAUCGGGAGCUCAUUUUGGAUCAAUAUGCCAGCCGACUCGCCUAUCGUUCCAUUAGAUCAGGACUGGCACAGGCUGCAAGGAGGAUCAAGCAGAGGUCUAACUUGAGGCUUGACUCUUUCAGGAGGUUGCAUCACGAUGAAACCUGUGAGAAUUAUGGGGGCAGUAUAGCACAGACAACCUCUGAGGAAGAUGUUGGGAAUGUAAGCUCUUCUUUGGAGGCUGUUCACUGUACUUGCCAGGAGACUAAAAGUUUGAGUAAGAGGGAGUACGUGGAACUUGUUACAUUUGCAGAGUCUUUAGCGUAUAACAUUGUGUGCGAUGUCACAAGAAAAUUGAAAUUUUCAUCAGUUCGCCUGCCUAAGUCCCUGACUGAUUCCUGUCUGUACAGAAAGCCCAAGGUAGAAGAUGUGCCCAAGAACCUCAGCAAAAGCACAUGUUCGUGCUCCUCACUGCCUUACACAGAGAAACACAAACAGUACCACAGCACCAGCAGCCUAAAUGACGGGAACCGCAGUGAUGGUGUCAUGCAAGUCAUUGAGCACUAUGCCAGGAAGAUUGUUGAUGACACUUUGGAGAUGACAUUAGUAUCAGCAGGCCAUUGGGCUUUAGAUGAUGCAAGGAGGAUGGACCGAAAUUCACACACUGAAAAGUUGUCGGAAGUAGCAUUAAGGUCUGGCUUAGCUGAUAAAACCUGUCGCUAUUGUGUGAUUAGGGAGCGUCCAUUUUGCAGUAAUGCAUGUGAGCACAACUUCCAGGAAAUUCACAGGAAGAGGAGGUGGGAUUGUGAAGCAAUGGCUGACAGCUGCUGUAACAGGACGAGGGUAUGUGGUUUUGAAAUUCCCAAAAUUCACAUUGAUUUGGAGAAGAGGGCAGCAUUUGCAGAGGAAAUGGUAUCAUCAGCGAUUGAGAAAGCCAAGAGGGAGCUGAGCAACACUAGCCUGAAUGCAGACAGUGGGAUCGGGCAUGAUGGCGCAAGCUUCGCUGAGAGCCUCGCCACAGAGAUCAUGACAUCAGCGAUGUCCAAUAUAUGCCAGACUAUCAACGUCAGCCCUCCGGGGAGGGAAAGGACAUACACAUCGGAGUCCACCGUGAGCCAGCAGCUGAGCCUGAGCGCAGGGGAGGACAGCCUCGGGAGCUGGUCCAACCUCAGCUUUGAGGACGAACACCCAGACGAAAGCAGCAGCUUCCUGCACUUGAGUGACAGUAAUGGGAACAGCAGUAGCUGGAGCAGUCUGGGGUUAGAGGGAGAGGUUUGCGAGGAGCACUUGUCCCUCUCCCCGUCUAACAGUGACGGUACAGAGGAGAAGGAGACGGAGACCAAGGAGGACAUUGAUGGGCCGCUGCGUGCCGAGGCAGGGCUGGUGGUGAUCAACACGGACCUGAGGGAGCAGGCCCUGGACCCGCAGGUGAGGACGGUGCUGCAGUGGAUCGCUGCCUCCCACUCCGAACUGCCUGCGGUGCAGCUGGGCCGGCCUACCGAGCAAGGGCUGCAGCAGCUGCCGGCAGUGCUGUGGAGGGUGAGAGAGAGGGAGUGGAAGGUGGGAGAGCUCCUCCAGGCCCUCCUCAGGUACUGCGAGGAGGCGGAGCCGGAGCUGGACGGAGAGGAACCCCACCGCAAGCCCUUUUUCCAGUGGCUUCUGGAACAUGCCUAGACCCCCCCCUCCCCCAUCCCAUGAUGCUUAGCCACCGCACUGAAAAACCCUGCAGUCAAACACUAAUGAUCGCGUUUCUUAUGAUCCUCCCCAUCACUGUGCGGUAAUGUGCAAUGUAUUUUGCCAAAAGUAGAGGCCUAGUCAGUGGAAUGUGUCAGUUGUCUUGUGUAUUGCUUUUGCGUUGGAUACACCUACCGCCACCACCUUUGGGGGGGAAGGGGGUGGGGGUCGCCGUAGACAGAGCAGCUCUCAGUGGUGCGUGUGUGCUUGGUGCUACGCCGUGACUGAAAGAGCUUCAUUCUCUUUUAUUUACAUUGGCAGCGUACUUUUAUAGUGCACAUCCAUACCUGUAUGUGUUCGUUUGUAGGCACCUGUGCAUUCCUGCUUUCACACCCUUUGCUGACAUUGGACAGUAAUGAGAGAACGCCCCCCAGGAGUUGACUAACUGUGUUCUGCCAGGGAAUUCCCAUCACUACCUUUCCUUGUGGGGUUGUCUCCACAUGUUCAGGGACCAGCCCGACGUACCACUAUCGCUUCCAGCAUUGUUGUUUUAAGAGUUGGAGGAAUUUGACAGUAGUAAAAUCUAUCAAACCAGCCAAUGAAGCAUUAAGACUGCAAUUAUUUGGGGGUAUUCUGUUGCACAUUUUUUCCAACGUAGUUGAGACGCAGAUGAAUGUAAGAGUGAAUAAUGAAGCUUGUUCAGAGGAGCUGUUUUUGGUCACUAUCAGCCCAAAUGCAAGGGUCUGACUCUGAAGUGUUGAAAGGAAAUUUAGAAAAAUGAAUGGCUCAGUUAACAAACAAGUGUUUACAGGGAUUGUUAUUAGCAAUGUAAUAGCAUGGAGCCCCAACACCCUAGUGUAUUUAUUUAUGUCUGCUAUGUUUGAAAGAAAAUCAGAAAAGCGUUACAAAAGUUUUUGUACAUUUAUUUCAGGGCUUUUGCUGCAGACUUUGCCUUAAUGUGGUAUCAGGUAGUUGCUAUUGUAUAAAAUAAAAUUAUGGUAUUAACAGAGUGCAAAAAUAUUAACUAUCUUCACAGACAUAAAUAAAUAAAUGAUUAAAUAAAUAAAUAAAUAAAUAAAAUCUUCCCACAUACUACAUGUGGUUAUUUGCCAUAUUUGGAAUAUUUGCCACAUCCUGGAAUUGUGUUUUAAACCAUGUUUUCCUACAGGAAGGGCACAGUGAUUCACUGAUAGUGCAGAAAUGAAUUACUGACGCAUCAUCGGUCUGCCCCUUUGAACCACAUAAAACAGGGCUAGCAUAGCUCGUCUGAUGGUCAUGUAUACAGCACAUCUUUCAGUGGUGGGCCAGGCAAGAUUUGGAAUUUCUUAUGACCAAUUCUCUGGUUUCUCACUACCUUGUACAUUACUGUCAGUUUUCCUGCACUGCUUUGGUCAUGAGUGAUGCACUUUUGGGAUAGACUGCAAGGAUAUUAGGGAACUACAGUAUUUCGUUUGAGAGGGCUGUGAUUUUCCAAAAGCAAGGGCAGACCUCAAGCCUGUCUGUCACAAACUACACAAAUGAUCAAGUAACCAAUGUGUCUGACAUAACGUAAAAAACACUAAGGUCAUGUGAAAAGCAGAAUACACAAAAUGCAAUUGGUGAGGGAUUGCCAUAAUUGAAAAGGUUGUUGUAGAUUCCAAUGCUGGAAAAGAUGCUAGGAGAUGAAUAGACAAAGACAUUUCUGUCUGUAUGGUGGCUCUGCGCUAACAUGGCAUACCUUAUUGUAACACUUAUUUUUGCAUGGGUACUUUCUUUUUCAUGUCAUAGUAAUUAUGCUGUGGUGGUGUCAAAGUGGUGUACUGUAAUUUCAGCUGCUCAUUGCCCUCAUCUGUUCUCAUUAUUUCUGAUCUGCAUGGCCUGCUCCUUGUGGUCAUAAUGGCAUUGCAAAAUUAAUGACAUUGUUUUCUGAGGCAAAGAGCCUUAAUGGGAUGAGGGCACUUCUAAAGAUGUGAUUUAAUGCAACAUGAUCCGUUAAACCAAAGGAUAUUAAAGUAGCCCAUCAGUGAACCAACACUAAUGCUACUACCACAGUAUUUAACCCAUAUAGAAAUGUGCAGAGGGUGAAAACAGAUGGUAUGUAAUAAGAUUGUUUCUGAUUUACCUUCAAGACAUUGCUGCUGGCAUUUGCCUCUGGAAAUUGCUUUUCAAUCCACGUAUUGGAGAGCAAUGUAGAAAUCAGAGAUUGAUUCAUACUGUCCAUGAAAGUGUGCUACGAAGGCAGCCGGAAGUUAUCCAAUAAAACACUCUUGGUAAUAGCAUUCAGGCAGGUCUCACCAAAGCGUAGACUGAUACAAUUUGAUGAAUAAGAUGGCAUGAAAGUCACAGACAGGGAACACACCAGUGGAUCUCACAGGGCCUCUUAUAAAGACAGGAUGGUGCUGCAUGUUUUUUUUUGGGAGAAUGAAUUAAAAGGAAGACAGUUGGUAGUACUGCAGUAUACUGUGUGGAUAUGUGGAUUCCUUGAAUUGGCCAACUGAUGUUGAAGGUUGUUCUCUUGCUGUAUGUGUGAACAAGAGGUACUGUGUAUGUCUUCAGCCCUCUUGUACUUAGUCACUUUACUUUGUGUACCAUUUGCGUACAUUCUUAUCUUUCAAAAAUAUGACCCAAUUCUAUUUUGUGUUAUUUAAAACUGAAUGUGUAAAACUGAAA
This is a messenger RNA of Megalops cyprinoides (Indo-Pacific tarpon), 8435 nucleotides long. It is a transcript of the gene akap11, whose product is annotated as A kinase (PRKA) anchor protein 11. NCBI's taxonomy places the organism in Eukaryota, Metazoa, Chordata, Actinopteri, Elopiformes, Megalopidae. Bases 90 to 5786 code for a protein of 1898 amino acids. The transcript is spliced from 12 exons. The record is from RefSeq and is a predicted model, not a curated record. Gene Ontology annotation, biological process: intracellular protein localization. Gene Ontology annotation, molecular function: protein kinase A binding. Gene Ontology annotation, cellular component: cytoplasm.